CCUUUGCUUGUGCGGAGCGGUCAACUUCAGAUCCCUCUUCAGACAACGCGUUCUUCUUCAUCUUUGUGUUGUUUAGGACGAUCGCGGCGGUCAAAAAGUCCGCCCUUCGCCAGUCCAACCCUCUCGCCUUGACGCCCCCCAAGUCAAUCUCCAUCGUCGAAUCCCCUCAUCCUCCCUCUCCGUCACCGUUCGCUCAUUUUGAGGGAGGUAGGUGGGCGACGCAGCGUUCGGGGGAGACGACAAGCGAGAGCGAUGACAUGAACCCUUGUGUAAUGCGUUUGAGCACUGCUGCCGCGGCGAGCCGGGCGGGGUUGUUGUCAUGGAGAGGACACGGGCGGCGGCUGCGGCGGGCUCGGAGUCUCUGAUCGCGACACUGACGAGCGCGACGCAGGCGCUCGGUCGGGGUUUCGACGUCACCUCCGACGCGCGGCUUCUCUACUGCAAGGGCGCCCCCGGGUCCCGCCUCGUCCUGCUCGACGACGCCCGCACGGAGAGUUUGGUCAUCGCGGACAACGGCGGCGGCGGCCAGAUCGUUCUUCGCGCUGUCCCUUCAGACGUCAAAAUCUCGAGGGAUAGGGACCGGCGGGAGUCCUCCGGUGUCUGCAAUUUCCAGCAGAUGGCUGAGUAUUUCAAUAAGAAGUCAGGUUUAUCUGGCACAGUACCUCUUGGCAGCUUUAACUCAAUGUUCAGUUUAACUGGAUCUUGGAAAGUGGAUGCUGCAGCAACAAAAGCCCUCGCCAUGGAUGGUUUCCACUUCCCUUUAUAUACAGCUAAGCUUAUGACUGUUGAUUUAGUUCUCCGUGAUGAUGUCAAGCGUGCUGUUCCUCGCAAUUGGGACCCACCAUCGUUGGCUAGCUUCAUUGAGAAUUUUGGCACCCAUAUUAUCACAUCAGUUACUAUCGGUGGUAAAGAUGAGGUUUAUAUCAAGCAACACCAUUCAUCCCAGUUAUCAGUGUCAGAAAUUGAAAACUAUGUUAAGGAGAUUGGGGAUCAGAGAUUCUUGAACUUGGAACACCAGUCACUUAAUGCCCCCUUGAAUUACAAAGAUAAGGAUGUAACUGUAAUAUUUAGGAGGAGGGGUGGUGAUGAUCUUGUUCAAAACCAUGCAGAUUGGGUGCACACCAUUUUGUCAGCACCAGACAUCAUCAAUAUAACUUUUCUCCCUAUUGUUUCUCUUCUGAAUGGACUGCCUGGAAUUCAAAAUUUAUCCCGUGCUGUUGACCUAUAUUUGGAGUAUAAGCCCCCAGUAGAGGAACUCCAGUAUUUCUUGGACUUCCAAGUGCAGAGAGUUUGGGCUCCAGCACCAGUUAAUAUUCCUGGACACCAGAGAAAGGAACCCGUGUGCCCUUCUCUUCAGUUUAGCUUAAUGGGCCCCAAGCUCUAUAUUAGCUCAGAACAGGUAUCUGUUGGCCGUAAACCAGUCACUGGCCUCAGGAUAAGCCUUGAAGGAAACAAACGAAACCGACUAGCCAUCCAUAUACAGCAUCUUGCAAUCUUACCAAAGAUCCUCCUGCCUCACUGGGACUCCCACGUCGCAAUCGGCCCUCCAAGAUGGCAAGGCCCUGAGGAGCAGGACAGCCGCUGGUUUGAACCCAUUAAGUGGAAGAACUUUGCCCAUGUUAGCACUGCACCAAUCGAGAGUAAUGAAACAAACAUUGGCGAUCUCUCUGGUGUCUACAUAGUGACAGGAGCUCAGCUGGGGGUAUGGGAUUUCGGUGCCAGGAGUGUCCUGCACCUCAAACUAUUGUUUUCCAAGGUCCCUGGUUGUACCAUAAGGAGAUCGGUUUGGGAUCAUAGUCCAUCUACUACCCAUGCGCUGAAAUCAGAGGACACAUCAUCUUCAGCUUCGGCAGAUUACAGCAAGCUUGUGAAGAUUGUGGACAUGACAGAGAUGUUGAAAGGGCCGCAAGAUACACCCGGUCACUGGUUAGUCACGGGUGCUAAGUUGGGGGUCGAAAAGGGGAAGAUUGUCGUACGUGUGAAGUAUUCCUUAUUAAGCUACUGAAUCUGAUUUGACCUGUUUCUAAGUUCCUCUUGUAUUAUCACUGUCACCGCCCUAGGAAGCAUUCUUUCUACGGGUAGCAUGUGUUUUUUUGUUCUUGUACAUUCUUUAGAAUGUCAUUAAUGUUGUUUAUCACAGAGCUUAUGGUGUUGGAGGUUUCAUUAGAUGUGUAACAUGAAAACAACCUGCCCUUUUUCUCA
Molecule: messenger RNA, 2202 nt
Organism: Musa acuminata subsp. malaccensis (wild Malaysian banana)
Lineage: Eukaryota; Viridiplantae; Streptophyta; Magnoliopsida; Zingiberales; Musaceae
Product: MACPF domain-containing protein CAD1
Biological process (GO): regulation of salicylic acid mediated signaling pathway; plant-type hypersensitive response
Cellular component (GO): plasma membrane
Source: RefSeq, a predicted model, not a curated record